AUGUUCAGAAAUGCUAAAAUUUACGAUGAUCCGGUUCAAAUCAUAAAAACAGGCCGAACAAUCGCUAAAAUACGGACAGACGAACAAAAAACAAAUAUUUAUACUGAAUUUGCUAUGCCAAGCCCUGUGUGUGAUAAGAAGGCUAUUUUGUGUGCGAGUAGAACAGAAGCAAAAAAUUUGUACCUCGGUGCGUACGACAGCAAAAGAAAGAUUUUCGUGUUUAGGAGGGUAGCAGGCAUCUAUGAGCCCAAAGCAUGCUAUGACAGAGAUGCUGAGGAUGACAACCUCAAAGAAUACGAUGUAAUGACCGGCAGAUCGUUUUUUGAUUGUGUUAAUGAGGACAUGAAUGCGGAAGAUGAGAAUGAAAGCGUGAACGAAAAAAACGGUGUUCUUAUGGACUACUUCUACCUGUACAAAAUGUUGAAGAGACUGGUUGUUGUGAACACAAGAGAAUUUGUGGAUGCAGCAUCGUACAAUUCUAGGAUAGACAAAAUGACGAUAAUCACGUUUCUUAACGACAAUACGAUCAAAUUCAAAGGCAGGAAAAUUCUUGACCACAGUUUCUACGAUGAGUACCUAAGGGAUAAGAGAAGGCGCAUGUUGGAAGCGUAUGACACGGUUGAUGCGGACAAAAUGAGGGAGUUACUGGGUGAUAGCUUCUUCCUGUACGAAGAGUUGCAUGUUGGAAGGAACUACACGUACAAAUUGAGGGGAUACGACGAAAAGGUGGAGGAGCAGGAACCGCCUGUGCAGAGCGAUUACAAGAGUGAACUGAUUGAUAUAACGAUGGAGAAGUAUAAAAUGGUGUCGAUUGAUGAUAUCAUGAAGAAUACGCCGCUCUCAUACCACCAAGUCAAGCAGGUACUGGCACGAAGGAACUAUGUCAAGUUGUGUAACGAAAAAUACGCUCCCUUGCACGGUGAGCAUCAACCGGUCAGGAACCAGGUGCUAGAUAUUCUCAAACAGAGAGAUAAGAUAAAAAAGAAGGAGCUGACAUACGACGAUGAAAGCCAUUUUAAAACGGUAAUCAAGGAAUUCUGCACUUUUGAAAGAGGAGUAUGGCAGUUAAGGCGAUGAAUUCGGAAUAAAAAGGAUGUUAAGAAACGUGUCAGGCGAUGAAUAUCCUGUUAUGAUUGUUUUACUUGACUUAAGAAACAAUUAAUGGCGUGAAUUCCUGUUCCAGCUGUUUUUUUGUAGAAAGUCGUGAUUUGAGAGAAGAGCUAACGAAUAGAUCGUUGUUAGCUGUGUUGACUCGAACAAAAUUACGUGUUAUGCUGUUACCGCCCUAUAAAUGAAUGUUAAAACGGUUACGUUCCUGGAAUGCUUCCCUUCCGAUGUCGACGAGGAAGAGCACGUUUUGCUGGUGUCAAAGCAUUUACAACUCGUAAGAUGAGACGUAUUCAUUCAGUAAAUGUGGUUCGUUUUAAACUGUAAAAAAUUUACCGGUUGAGGCGGACUGGAAAAGUGUGUUGCUUGGGUGCGGUACUGGGGGAUGAAUAAACGCAUUUUAUGAAUAAAACACAAAUAAGACUCAUCAACAGUAAUUAUUGUCCCUCGUAUCAACAACAGUUGUAC
Vavraia culicis subsp. floridensis is the source of this 1575-nucleotide messenger RNA. RefSeq lists its product as uncharacterized. The transcript has a single exon. The record is from RefSeq and is a predicted model, not a curated record. Bases 1 to 1077 code for a protein of 358 amino acids. Lineage: Eukaryota; Fungi; Microsporidia; Pleistophoridae.